AUGGAACAAUGUUCGUUAGUCAAUGCAAUGCUCAAUCAUGGCAAUGAUUUAAGUGAUGUACAUAGUCUUGAUUCUAUUGAUAGUGGAGUUAUGGGAACAUCAGAAGUAUUUGAACAUGAUUUACAAUCAAUAACAACAGAAAAAUUACUAAAUGAACUACAACGUGUAAAAGAAGAUCUUAAAUCUAAAGAUGGUGAAAUUCGUCGAGCGAAUGAAAUGCGUGAAAAUACAAAUCGAGAAAUCGAAGAUUUAACAGCAUCAUUAUUCGAAUCGGCACAUUCAAUGGUUGAACAAGCAAAAUAUGCUCAAGCAAAUGCUGAACAAAAAUUAAAAGUUUCAAAUCAAACAAUUGAUGCACUUAUUCUUGAAAAUAGUCAAUUAAAAAAAUCUGUUAAUGAAUUGAAACAAAUUUUAAAUUCAUGUCGUUCAUCAUCUAAUAUGUCAACAACUAAUAAUAGUAUUGAUAAUAUUUUAUUUCGAGAAUUUAUAUGUUGGGAAGAAAAACCAUGUAUAGAACGAGAUUCAUCUUUAUUUAUAUAUCGCAUUUAUAAUGAAGAUAUUUUACCAUGUUUAACAUUUCCUAAUGCUGAUCUAUCGUCAAAAGUUUUAGCGGCUAUAGAAAGAAAUGAUGUGGUCAUGGAAGCAUGUCAUUCAAAAGGAAAUAUGAAAACUUGUUCAUUGAUGGGUGAAAUUUGUCAAUGUGAUUAUCGUGUUCGAUUAGGUGAAGAUAGUCAAUGGUGGCUAUUAUCACGUUUAGCACGUAAUCGGAUUGCAGCAGUUUGUGACUUUUUUACGUUUAUUCGUCAUGUGCAAUUAGGUCUUGUGAAAAAUGAUGCUCAAACUCGCUUUAAUAAAAUAAUUGAACUACGCAAACAAAUGGCAUUUGCACGUCUUGGAUUAUAA
Molecule: messenger RNA, 903 nt
Organism: Rotaria sp. Silwood1
Lineage: Eukaryota; Metazoa; Rotifera; Eurotatoria; Philodinida; Philodinidae
Source: the annotation of a GenBank genome assembly